Messenger RNA from Echinococcus granulosus, 2049 nucleotides. RefSeq lists its product as hypothetical. Lineage: Eukaryota; Metazoa; Platyhelminthes; Cestoda; Cyclophyllidea; Taeniidae. The record is from RefSeq and is a predicted model, not a curated record. The coding region runs from base 1 to 2049 and encodes 682 amino acids. The transcript has a single exon. Gene Ontology annotation, molecular function: oxidoreductase activity, acting on the aldehyde or oxo group of donors, NAD or NADP as acceptor.
AUGAGUGUCUUCAUCUCCUCUCCGUUGACUAUCCCAACGAUCUCUCACUCAAUGAAGGGCCUUCAAGAUAUUUUGAGCGAGCAUGGCUAUCGUGUUGGUUCCCUGUUUGUACCCGAUAAACCAUGCGAUGAAAGUGGGGAAAAGGUUGAGUUGCAACUCAGCCAUUUGGAACAGCCUGUGAAUAUCUGCAUCAGCCCCGAGUCCUCUACCGUCUUCCGAAAACCGACUAAAGUCUCAUUUGAAUAUGGGAAAGUCAUCGAAUUUCUCAAGCACUUGUCGACAAAUUCGUCAACCGAUUUUGAUGUUCUGGCGCAAGCACUGGUUGCCAGUUUAGAGGUGCAAGUCGGUGAUCUUAUGACUUAUGACAAACAAACGUACGUCUCUCUUGUUUCUGGGGCCCUUGACACCAUCGAAAGAGCAAGACUGUCAAAUACUGGCUCCUGCGACUCUAAACUGGUUUCCAUCUACAUCUCCCCGUUUGACAAUGACUUUCUCCUCGCAGUGACACGCAUUCUGAAGACUUUUACACAGGGAAGGGGAGUCGUUGUCUACUGCGCCUCAUUGCGAUUGAUGCUGCCUUUGUUUGUGUUUACAAAACGUGCUAUUGCCGCUGGUGCUCCGCCACAUAUUAUCGCUUUUUUGCCUCUCAACAAAGUCGACAAAAAGGACUACUAUGUAUCUUCAAUUCAAAUGAUCAUGAAACCCGCCGAUUUAGAUAGCGCUGCUAGGGCGAUUGUGAAGAGUUCUUUCUAUCAAGCCGGAACAUCAUCCUGGCGUCCUUCUGUGGUGCUUGUUGAACAAUCUUGUGAAACUGACUUCCAUAAGAAGGUGAAGAGUCUUGUUUCUAGUGCAACUCAGGCAACCGAUACUCUUAACGAAAAUUCACAUCUGCUUAACUUUUGUGUCAUCCCUUCUUACUUAAAAAAUGAUCUGGACGAGUUUCUCAACCUGGCCUCGAACGAUGGUGGAGAAAUCCUUCGUCCCUCAGAUACCAGUGGCCCUAUCUUCAUUUUCGCUCUUACUCCAGCCGCAGCGGUGUUGGACAAAGCCAAACGUUUCCCACUUGGACCUUUUACUUUCGUUAUGCCCUUCCGUACGGUGAAGGAAGGUCUUAAACUGGCCAAAUACUUCAGCGACCGCGAAGUUCGUGUUCUGGGAGCUGGCGAGUACGCCAGUUGUACUCCCAAAUCGGCUACAAUUUGGACGGAGAACUCCAGUCUCUCUCUCCAAGUACUCGCUAAGUUGUCUGGCUACACGACGCUCGGUGUAAAUUCUGAUAUACACCGUCUGUCUGCCUCUUUCUACUUAUCUGAGUGCUCCGCUAGCAUUCCGAGUGUCCAUCUCCCCGGUCUACCCGUUCCUGUGAACGAAAUCUUCCGCAAUGUCAACUCAAAUGCUGCCGCUGAACUGUCAAAGACAAUCGCUUCUACGGAGAAAUUGUUCCAGGUCUGGAAGAAAAUCCCAUUUAACAGACGGUUGGCACUUUUUACUCCCUGUGAGGACCUAGCUUCCAUCGCCCCUAAGCUGGAACAACUUAACUGCGACACUGUAGCUCAGCUCGCUCCAGACUGUACACAUCUUACCUUGGAUGAUCGACUAAACUGCGCUUUCACAAAUAGACGUCUCUGCCUUCUUACUAAGUGGCAGGAUCCCUGUGGAACAGUGAGCAUUGUCCUCAAGUCUGGGGAAUUAUUGCCUAAUCUCAAGGAGCUGAUCCUCACCUCGAUUGUUCUGGGAAAUGUGGUGCUUCUAGUGGUGCCGAAGUCGACUACUGCCAGCGGAGAGGUGCACACCUUCUGUGGGACUAUAAACCAGCUUGUGACACAAUGUUGUCCUUCUCUUGGCUCGUUGGGCCCCAUUGUUCAGGUAAAACAGGUUGAAGUAUGUCCUAAGGGUAUCUCUUCGGCCCUUUCCAGUCUCGCGGUGCCUGGAGUCUUCUGCAUCUCUGCGCCCGAAGAGGAGUGCCUUACGGCGCAGGUGAAUGUAGAGAACCUCUGCCAUUUCACCUCAGUUUUUUGGUCCCUGGGUGGAGACCUUUUUGCUAACUAG